Macrosteles quadrilineatus (aster leafhopper) is the source of this 981-nucleotide messenger RNA. It is a transcript of the gene mRpS26, whose product is annotated as probable 28S ribosomal protein S26, mitochondrial. Gene Ontology annotation, cellular component: mitochondrial small ribosomal subunit. The record is from RefSeq and is a predicted model, not a curated record. The transcript is spliced from 3 exons. NCBI's taxonomy places the organism in Eukaryota, Metazoa, Arthropoda, Insecta, Hemiptera, Cicadellidae.
UGUGGUGCUGUCUGCUCUCCUCUCCUCCCUCGGUCACGGUCAUUGUUAUUUAUUAUUAUAAGUUUAAGGUUAAGGUUAGUUUAGUAGAAGCAGGAAGGAGAUACAAAAUAUGUAUUUUGAAAUCUUGAGAUAGAGGUAACUUAGUUAUUUAACAUUCGACUCUUUAUUUUGUACUGUUAUCAACAUGUCUAGAUUUGUGUUUAAUGUGGUCAAAAAUGGGAUCACCUACACUACAUCAUCGUCUACUUUUUUAGUCAAGCCUAGUGUACAAUUUAAUCACUCUCUGAGAUGGUACAGACCUAGAAAGCCUUUUUGGCUGCCCAUAGCAAAAACAAAGAUGUUCCGAAUACCAGUCAAACCACAAAUACCAGAAGACGAACUCAAUGAAAUUACUAGGCUCUAUAAUGUCUACAGAACACAGAUGAAAUCUGUUAGAGCCUACUUUAAAGAGUAUUUAAUGUCGCAAACAACUGCACCAGAAGUCAUUGCAGAGCAAAAGCAGAAGGAAGCGGAACAACAUGCGUGGUGUAUUAAAGAAAAUGACUUGUGGAAUAUUGAGGUUGCCCAAGUCUCGUGAAGUAGAUUGGCCCAAAAUGCCAUUGAAAGGGAAAAGGCUAUAUUAGACAAAAUAUUAACUCAUGAACAAAAACAAAAGGAACUGGUCGGUAAAAUAGAUGAGCACAUAAGAAUGGAGAAGGAAGCAGCAAAGUCUUUCAUUACAGCAUGUAAUAUUGAUGAAGCCCUAGAAAAUGCGAUGAAUAAUGUUGUGGAUUACAACUACUGUAUUGAUCUGCAGGGUAACACGUACAAAGGGCGAUAUGCAAAACCAUCCCCUUCAGCCCCUGGCAAAAACCUCAAAAUAUCUUCUUCUGUAAUAGAAGGAGAGGUCAAAGCUGAAGUUAGAAGUUAGUUUUCUGUGUUACUUAUGUAGUGUUUCAUAUGUAACAAAAUAAAAUACAGAAAAUCCCAUUCUAAAUAUUA